Molecule: messenger RNA, 983 nt
Organism: Dalotia coriaria
Lineage: Eukaryota; Metazoa; Arthropoda; Insecta; Coleoptera; Staphylinidae
Gene: MED8
Product: mediator complex subunit 8
Exons: 3
Coding region: 116-868 (250 amino acids)
Biological process (GO): regulation of transcription by RNA polymerase II
Cellular component (GO): core mediator complex; mediator complex
Molecular function (GO): transcription coregulator activity; RNA polymerase II cis-regulatory region sequence-specific DNA binding
Source: RefSeq, a predicted model, not a curated record
UGCCUACAUCAGCCUACAUAACAUACAUUACAUACACACAUACAUACAUUACCUCUGUUAUUAUUAACCUUACUAAUAUAAAAUCAGAGACUAAACUUAAAUAAAACCAGCAAAAAUGCAAGCCAGGGAAGAAAAACAACUUGAAGCUGCAUUAGAUACAAUAAUCCAACGUGUAAACGACUUAAAAUCAUCCACAGCGGCUAUGAUUUACAAGGUCGAGAACGAAUAUGAAACGCUCAACUGGCCAACAUUCUUAGACAAUUAUGCCUUAUUAUCAGGCCAUCUGACAUCGUUAUCGAAAAUAUUAAGCCACGACAAAUGCCCGCUCCUCCGCAAUCUCACAGUACUACCACUAAUGCUCUCACCUGAAAGAGAUGAAGCCCUAGCCCAGAUGACAGAAGGAAGAGUAUGCACAUUCGCUCACGAUCUCGUCCCUGACUACCUCCGCACCAAGUUGGAACCCAUGGCAGAGUCAAAAAUGCUGCAACUGGAACACAAAGCAGCCACACUGGCAUUUGACAACUCACAGAAGCAAAUUACUGCUUACCAGAAAGUAGUCUCACAUGUGUGGGACAUUGUGAGCAAAGCCAGAGAAGAAUGGGAGGUUGAAGCAUCAGCCAGGGGUGGUGCACAGCAGAAUUCAAGCAUGGCAGAUACCAAUCUACUGGUUGCAGCUGUAGGCAUGGGCAAAGGACUUAAAAUGAUGGGUAAUCCUCCACAACCAGGUGUAAUGGUUGCUCCUCCAGGUCGUCCUGGAAGCGGUCCAGGUCCAGCCAUGUCCCCAGCCGGUCAACCGAUGAAUAAAGCUCCUUCAGGAAUCAAAACUAAUAUUAAAAGCGCUGUACAAGUCCAUCCAUACACUCGAUAAAUAUUUACAAUUUUGUACAAUAUUAAUUUUAUAUAAUAUAUUCUAACUUGUAUUAUUUGUAUUUUAAUAAAAUGCAAUGUACAUUGUAAUCAACAAAGUGUACAAUAUGAUUAAA